Messenger RNA from Cotesia glomerata, 495 nucleotides. Its product is annotated as prion-like-(Q/N-rich) domain-bearing protein 25. The record is from RefSeq and is a predicted model, not a curated record. Bases 1 to 495 code for a protein of 164 amino acids. NCBI's taxonomy places the organism in Eukaryota, Metazoa, Arthropoda, Insecta, Hymenoptera, Braconidae. The transcript is spliced from 2 exons.
AUGCAACGUCAGAACGCUGCAAUCAUCUUAGUAAGCAUUGCAUUGAUUUUUAGUGUCAAUGCAGAAGAUAAAUCCGACCUAGCAACAGACUGUGUGCCCUUUGAUGAUGUUUGCCAUCAAGAUCGUCCUUGCUGCGGCAAUUAUAAGUGCGACCUGACGGACACUUUGGGAAGAUUCGAGUGUCAGGAGAAAGUAAAAUUAGGCGACACAUGCAGGAACACCGACAACUGCGUUGACAUCUUGCACUCAGUCUGCACGAAUCAAAAGUGUCAAUGCAGACAAAGUAACGUCAGAGUUAGCGACUACAACUGUGCGCCGCUCUUGAAUACCUAUUGUUGGAAAAACGAGACCUGCGCGCCGGAGAAUUCACUGUGCAUUAAUAAUGAGUGUCAAUGCAAAGGCGGAUAUGUAGCGGAGGACGGCAAGUGUCUGCCAGGUGAGUCACACUUAACAUUGCGAGACACUAGAGUCAUUAAUCUGUCCUUGCAGUUGUAA